Pimephales promelas (fathead minnow) is the source of this 1148-nucleotide messenger RNA. The record is from RefSeq and is a predicted model, not a curated record. Lineage: Eukaryota; Metazoa; Chordata; Actinopteri; Cypriniformes; Leuciscidae.
AUGUGAUGUCUUUUAGGAGACAGGUUUACAUGUUUUUAGAAUCACCAGAUCGUACACUUAACGUUUAUAUUAAACAUGAAGGGGAGCAUAUGAUUUAUGCAACUACCGGAAGUUUGCGUUGUUUUGAAUGCGGUGAUGUCGGCCACAAACGGCAGAUGUGUCCGCAUAAAGAUCGUGGACAGGAAAACAAUGUCGCAGUGAUAGAGGCUAAUGCUCAGGAUACUUCAGACGGGUCAGGAGGAGAUUUCAGGCCUCGCGGAGUCUCAGCAUAAAUGCAUUGUGAUCUUUGCUCUGGUGUGCUGCUGUGCUCUCCUGAUAGCAUUAAUAUUCUCUGCUGUAGAUGUGUGGGGCGAUGAUGAGGACGGCAUCACUGUAGAAACAUGUAGCAGAACCUGCCGUGUUGUGCUUGUGGAGAACAUUCCAGAAGAUCUGUCCAUCCCAUAUAAGGACACCGUUUCCCUGACCGCUGGCCUUCACGAGCUGCUGGAGAAAGCCCGUCGAUCUGUGGAGAUUGUGUCACCGCGGUGGGCAUUGAACUCAACUAAAUCUGGAUCAAAUCUUCCUCAGGCCAAACAGGGCCAGAUCUUGCUCCAUCAGCUGAAGAGUUUGCGGUCUCGGUCAGUCAGUUUGAGGGUGGUCAGUGGACUAACGAAUUCCUCAGAGCUCGAUGAGCUCACUCGGAGUGGUGCAGACGUGCAUUACGUGAACAUGACAGCCCUGAGUCGAGGUCAGCUGAACUCCUGCUUCUGGCUGGUGGACCGGAAGCACAUGUACAUCGGAAGUGCCGGCAUGGACUGGAGAUCCCUCUCCACGAUGAAGGAGUUCGGCAUCAUCAUUCACAACUGCAGCUGUCUAGUGUUGGACCUGCACCGCAUAUUCAGCCUGUACUGGCAACUGCAGUAUAAAGACUUUCUGCCGUCGAUAUGGUCAAAGAGACUGACCGCACUGUAUAACAAAGACAAGAUGCUGCAACUGAGUCUGAGCGGCGCUGAAGCAGAGGCAUACAUUUCUAGUUCUCCAGAUAUUUUCUGCCCAAAAGACCGGAUGAAAGACAUCGAGGCCAUUAAAAGGGUCAUUCAGGAGGCCAAGACAUUUAUCUACAUCUCCACACCCAACUAUUUACCAAUGCUCAACCGCACCAAAACCAA